This is a messenger RNA of Clarias gariepinus (North African catfish), 1368 nucleotides long. Its product is annotated as lymphocyte antigen 75-like. The transcript has 6 exons. Bases 61 to 1041 code for a protein of 326 amino acids. The record is from RefSeq and is a predicted model, not a curated record. NCBI's taxonomy places the organism in Eukaryota, Metazoa, Chordata, Actinopteri, Siluriformes, Clariidae.
UUUCACAAAGCGACUGCAACAGUGGAUUUAAAAUUUUUGGAUUACAGAUACUGUUUCAUUAUGAAGGCAUACCUCUUUCUCCUUAGUUUCAUAGGUGUUGUUCCAAUCCCAUCUCUUCUGCAAUCUGUUGGUCACAAUUAUUCUCUUAUCAUGACAAAGGUGACAUGGCCAGUUGCUCAGAGUUACUGCAGGGAAACUUAUGAAGACUUGGCUACAGUGGAAAGUGACCGUGACUGGUUAAUAAUAAAUGCAAAAGUGUCACGUGAAAGUCUGACAGAUGUUGCUUGGGUUGGCUUGUACUAUAUCUACAGUAAUCCUACCAGUCUCAGUGGUUUUCACUGGGCUUAUGAGAAUAUCUCUGUGGAAAAUAGUUAUCAACGCUGGUCUACUGCAGGACAGCCUAAUUUUGGUAAUGGCUUGAACUCAUGUGGUUAUACAGGCCCUAUGGGAUACUGGUGGCUUACAACCUGCACAAGCCUUUUCCCCUUUAUAUGCUUCAAUGCUGGUAACGAUUAUGCUGACAAAUAUGUUGGUGUCACUACUAAAAAGACCUGGAAGAAAGCUUUGUCUUACUGCCGAAAGUUUCAUACUGAUUUGGCUUUCAUGGGUAAUUUAACAGAUAACGACGCAAUGCAGAAAAUAGCAUAUGUUCAGGGUAGUUCUUGGAUUGGAAUGUACAGAAACACAUGGAACUGGUCAGAUAAGACACAAACAUCAGACCUCCUAUGGCUUCCUGGACAGCCUACAAAUGCUUAUCCGACUGACUACUGUGCUGUGCUUGAUAAUAGAAUGUUCAGUGAAACAAAAUGUGAUGAGCUCCACUAUUUCUUCUGUCAAUCCACUUUUCCAGUGCAGACAUUGCAAAUACUAAAACUGCAAGUAAUGUCUGACAUGAGGAUUUUUGAUUCCAAUGUGCAGUCGGCUAUUUUAGAGCUGGUCAAGAAGAAGAUGGAUGAAAGUAGCAUGCUGGGAAACACCACACUAACUUGGAGGGUGCAGUCAGAUGGUCAAAUUUUCAAAAAAGGAAAAAAUAAUUUUUAAUGUUUAAGUUUGGAUAAUUUAUAUAAAUAAUUGAGUGUAAUUGCAACUGAGUGUUGCAAUGGGAAAGGAAAAAGCACUUUGUUAUUACAAAAACAUCUGGGUAAGAAUGUGGAUUACAGUUUAUCGCCUCUUCAAUGUGUCUAUCAUGAGUAUAAAAAAAAUAUUUGCUACAAUUGUUUGCUUUGCAUGCAGUAGUGCAGACAGUUAAUACUUUCCUAUAGGACAGCACCAUGUUAUUCUCUUAAUGACAGUGAUCCCAAAAUAAUAUAUUAAUGUAAAACCUUGUCUUUUUAACAAAAGAAGUGCACUGCAGUGGCUUGGCAGUUG